AUGAGUAAAUACAGAAAAAACAAACUUGAUGAAACUUAUAUGAGUUACUCUUUUGAUAAAAUGAAAAAUUAUAAUUUCAAUAGUUCUCGAAAUAAAUUUAAAGGAGAAAAUAACAAUUAUAAUAAUUACAACAAUUUUAGUUAUUAUAACUAUUAUUAUAACAAUAACUUAUCUUAUCACAAAAAAAAAAAUAAAUAUGGAAAGAAUACUUAUGAUAAUGAAUAUUCUAAACCAAAAGAUAAGAAUAAAAAUUCUUUUGUAAGUAUAUGUAAAAAAUAUGAUUCUAAAAAGGUUGAUGAUCAGUUAGAUUCUUUGAAAAAUGAAAAAAAAGAUAGUAUUUUUGAAGAAGUAGAUAAAGUUAAUAAUAUAACAUUUGGUUAUGAUAAUAAUUCAAAAUGUGAUUUCUCAUGUAUGAAUAAUAAUAUAAUAGAAAAUGAAAAGAAAUUAUUUAAAUUAAACAAGUUGGAAAAAACGACUGAUUCUCCAAAAUAUAUUGAAAUAGAGGAAAAAAGUAUAAUAGAUACUAAAGAAUUUAUAAAAAGAGAAGAUGAAAAAAGAAAUAUUAUUGGUUUAGAUAAUGAAAAUAAAUCAAACUAUAAAAGUGAAAUAAUAGAUAAAGUAAAUGAUGAUUUUUUUCAGUUUGAUAACAAAAUGUCUAAUAUUACAAAAUUUAUAAACAAAAAUAUUUUUUUUAAUAACGAAAAUGAUGAAUUAAAUGAAGAAUAUUUAUCAACAAAUUUUGAUCCUUUUCAUUUUAUUGGAACAUCAAAUAAUGGUCAAAUUUCUAAAGAAGAUAAAGAAUUAAAAAUAAAUAAAAACAUUACAGAACAAAAAACAAAAGAAAAAAAAAUGAAGAAAGAAAAAGAAGAGAAAAAAAUUAAUUUAAAAAAAGAAAAAAAUAAUUAUAAAAAAAAAACAGAAAAUGAAGAAGAAAAUGAAGAAGAAAAUGAAAAAAAAAAUGAAGAAAAAAAAAAAAUAAAAUUAGAUGAAUAUAGAAAAAAUAAACAUGAAUUUACGAAAGUAUGUUUAAACAAAGAUGAAAAAAGAGAUAAUAUUCCAUAUGAUGAUAAUUAUGAAAAUAUACACAAUUAUACUGAUAUAUCAAACAAAAUAAGUAUUAACAUAGAUAAUAAAAGUAUAAAACGUGAAAAAAUAAUAUCAUCUGAAGAAAAUAAUUCACUUCGUGAUAAUAUUUUAAGUGAUGAUAUUAAUAUGGAUGCAAUUCCUAUUAACAUAAAUGAAUUAAUAAAUGCAAAAAAAAUUUAUGAUAGCAGUGAUUUAAAUAAGUUUAAAAAUGUAAAUGAUGGAAGUAAUACCAAUAUUAUAAAUAGUUUAAAAAAAUUAGAUAUGUUAAAUUCAUUUCAUUUAAAUAAUAUGAAUAAUGAUGAAGAUUAUAGUGGUUUACCUAAUAAAAUAAAUAAUUUGUUAAAUAUAUAUAAAUUGAAUAAAAACCAAAUUAAUGAUGAUUUUUUUUUAAAUAUGAAUGAAAAUAAUGAUUUAAAUUAUUUCAAGGACAAUUAUAACUUAAAAAAUACAGAAAAUAAUGAUGUAAAAAAUAUUAUGAGAAAAUACAAUGAUAAAUAUAAUGAAAGCUUUUUAUUAGAUGAAAAAACUUCUAAUCAAAAUGAUUUAAGUAAAUUAAAUGAGAAUAUAUAUAAACAAGAAAAAAAUAAAACUAAUGAUGUGAGUAAUAGAAAAUUUAAUAGUGAAAUGCCAAUUGAUAAAAAUAUUGUAGAUGUUAAUAAUUAUGUAUUAAAAAAUCAUAUAAAGGAUGGAAAUUAUAAUAUGAACGUAAAUAAUAAGUUAAAUAAUUAUAAAGAAAACAAAUCAUUAUAUAUGAAAGAUAAUGUUGAUAUUAAACUGGAUACAAUAUCCGACCCAAAUGUUUUAAAAUUAAUAAAUUAUUAUUACAAAAGUAACGAAUUAAAUGAUAUAUUGACAGUAGAAAAAAAUAAAAACGUUUUUUUAAAUAAAGAAUUAUUAUUAAAAAAAGAAAAUGAUUUAAUUGGGAAUACAAAUAAAUACAGCAGUAAUAAUAAUUAUGAAAAUAGUAAUAUUGGAGAUUUUUACUAUAAUAAUGAAAGAAAUAAUAGUGAUAUAUGCAUUGAUAGUUAUAAUAAUUUAAGAAUUAAUUAUAAUAAUAAUAAUAUUAAUUAUGAUAAUAACAAUAAUAAAAAUAAUAAUAUAAAUAAUAAUAAUAUGAGUGAUAAUAAUAUUAGUAUUAAUAAUAAUGUUAAUAGUAAUAAUAUUUAUAAUAGUAGUAAUAAUGAUACUAAUACUAAUUUGAAUAAUAGAAAUAAUGAUACCAAUACUAAUUUGAAUAAUAGUAAUAAUGAUACCAAUACUAAUUUGAAUAAUAGUAAUAAUGAUAAUAAUAAUAAUAAUAAUGAUAAUAAUGAUAAUAAUGAAAAUAGUAAUAAUAAUGAUAAUAAUGAUAAUAAUAAUAAUGAUAAAUUUUAUAUUAAAAACAACUAUUAUAAUCGUUGUAAUAAUAAUUAUGAUAAUAAUAAUUUUAAAAAUAAGAGUUACAUAAAUAUUCACAAUAUAAAUGAAAAAAAUAAUAGAAUUAUGUCAAAUACGUAUUCAGAAAAAUUUGAACAAAAAAAUAAUUUCUAUAAAAAUAGUGAUAAUAAGUUGAAAAAUAGUAAACCAUAUUCUGUUAAUAUAAUACCCAAUGAUAAAAUACAUAAUCAUAAUAAUAAAAACAUAAAUAAUAAUGAUUUGCAUAAUACUUUAAAUGAUGAAAAAAUUACUAAUGAAAAUUACAUUGUUAAGUUAAAAGAACAUUAUAUGCUUAAAUUAACGAAUCUUAUGAAGACAAAUUAUAAAAAUACAAAUAUAAAUGAUUUAAAUGAUGAUAUGUAUAAUUACUAUAGAUUUAUUAAUAAAAUUAAUGCAAAUAUUAAACAAAAUAAUUAUCAUAAUAAAUAUAAAAACCUUAUGCAAAAAAGCGAAAAAGACAAAUUGUUAAGAAUUCAAUUAUCAUAUAUGAUUAUAAAUCCAUCUAUACAAAAAAAUAGUGGAAAGUGGAACUUCAAAAACGAAGAAAAAGAUAAAGAAGUAAAUUCAUUAAAAUAUGAAAAAUCUCUAAAUACUGAUAAUAUUAAAUUUAAUAACAUAAAAAAUAAUAAUAAUGAAGAAAAAGAACAUAUUGACAAGAAUGUUUUUAGAGAACAAAAUAAAUACGAUAAAUUUUUAAAUUUAUACAAAAAUGAAAAUAAUGAAAUUAAAUCUGAUGAUAUUUCACUUAUAGAAAGCAUAAAAAAGAGUCAAAAUUUAAAUGAAGAUUUUAGUAUAUAUAUGAAUGGGAAAGAAAAAAAGUUAUACGAUUUAUUAGAUCAAAAACAUUUUGAUUUAAACGAAAAUAUUUUUGAUAUAAAUAUAGGUAAAUUACUGACGUUUUCUUUGUCUGAUAGAAAUUUAAUUGAUGAAGAGAAUAAUAAGAAUGAAAAAAAUAAUUUAUAUAUAGAAAAGGAAAACAUAAGCAUUAAAAAAAAUGAUAAUGAUGAACUGGAAAAUCAUGAAAAAGAGGGUGACUCUUUAGAAAAAAAAGUAACAGAUAAAUAUGAUACUGACGAUUUUAACAUGCAUAAUGAUGAAUAUAUAAAUAAUUUUUAUAUACACAAAAAUGAUAUAUGCAAAUAUGAAAAUAUAAAAAAGUUAGGUAAAUAUGUAUUUGCUACAGUACACGAGCCAAGAAAUUUAAUAACAUUAAUUAAAAAUAAAGAUUUUGACAAUUAUGAUGAAAUAAUAGAUAAAAUAAAAGCAAUUAUAAAAAAUGAAAUUAAUGAAAUACAAAACAAGAAGAAUUGUGAAGUAGAAAACAAUGAAAAUGAAAUAAAGAAUGAAAUUAAAAUAUACAGUAAAAUAAAUAAUAGUAAUUUGAAUGAUAAUGUCAUAAAAAAAAUGCUAGAAAUAUUAUGGGAUAUUUAUAUAGAUAUUAAAAAUCUAUUUAAAGAUAUAGAUAAAUGUCCAUACACACAUAUAGAGACUAUAUCUAAAUAUAAAGAGGAAAUUAAAAAAAAGAAAAAUUCUCUUUUUAAUUUUAUUUUUUUAAGUAAAUUAAAUAAUGGUAUGUUAUCAUUGAAUUCAUUUAUUGAUUAUAAUAACAUUUUUACAAAAAGAAAUAUUAGUAAUUUAGAUAUAAUUGUAAAUAAAUACACAUAUUUAUUUUUAAGAGACUCAUUAUAUAAUAAUCUAAAUAAUAAAUUAUUCUUUAGAUAUCCAGAUAUUUUGUAUUUAAUAAAUAAUUUAAAUUUCAAUAAAGAUAUUGAAACAAAAGAUAUUACAAAUUCAAAUGAAAAAAUUCCGUCUGAUAAAAAUAAUAAUAUGCAAAAUAUCCAUGUAAAUUUCUAUAUUAACAGAAAAAAUGAAUAUAAAAACAAUAUAAGUAAUAUAUUUUUGUAUCAAUUUCCUUAUGAGAACAAUUUAUAUAAAUUACAUAAUUAUACUAUAUUUGGAAAAAUUCUAAUAUACAACAACAAAUAUAACUAUUUUAAUUUUGAAAAUUAUAAUAAUUAUGAUAAUUUUUUGAAAACAUUUAGAGAAAAUGAGAACAAAUCAUACUUUAUAAAUGAAAAAGAAAAUAAAAAAGUUUCAAAUAGAAAUUCUGUAGAUGGAAUCUCUUCAGAAGAUAUAAAAACUCACAAUGAAAUAAAAACUUUUAAUAUUGAUAAAAAUUUAAUUAAUGAAGAACUUUCUAGAUUAAAAAGCUUAUAUUUUUUAUUUUUUAAUAGUUUUUUAAAAAAUAAAGGUGUAUCAAUUUAUAAAAAAAUUUUUAAAAUUAUUAAAAAAAAGAAGAGGAAAUCUUUAAUAUAUACUUUAUUUAGUAAUUAUUUUUUAAUGUAUUAUAUUUUUUCUUUUGCCGAUGAAUGCUUUGAUAGCAAAGUAGAAUAUGAAGAAUUUUUAAAAUUGCAAUUAUUACAUAUUAAUUCAAAUAUAAACACAUUAAAUAAAUUUUUGAAAAAUGAAAAAAAUCAAAAUAGGAAUAUAAAUGAGAAAUAUAUUUCAAAAAAUUUAAAUCCUCCAUCCAAUAUAAGAUAUAAAUUAUACAAUCAUAAUAUAUAUACAUCAUUAUAUAUAUAUUUAAUAGAUAUUUCUUUAUCUUAUUUAUUUACACCGGAUAUUGGAAUAUCAUAUAUUCAAGAUAUUUUAUCAUUACUUUUAUUUUAUAAUUAUAUCUAUUUAUAUAUAACAAAAAUUCUAUUUUAUAGAAGUGGGGCAGCACUGAUAACUAUAUUACUAGUUAAAAUAAUUCCGUAUGUUAAAGAUUUUGACAGAAAUCUUAUGAUUUGUUUUCUUUAUUCGGUUUUACAUAGCAUAUUUUAUAUUUUGUGCAAUUUAUUUAUUUAUCAUUUAGAAAAUGAGAAAAAAAAUUUCAAAGGGAAUGAAGUAGAAUUAUAUUUAAAAAUUUUUCAAUCAAUGACUAAUGAAAUUGAAUUUUAUAAAAUUAUAUAUAAAAGUAUAUGUAGUUAUUCUCAUCUGGAUACAUAUUAUGAGAAAGAAAUAUUAUAUAUGCUAGAAGAUAUAGGUAAAGAUAACGUUGUAAAACUUAUAAUGAAUCACAUACAGAAAUAA
Messenger RNA from Plasmodium gallinaceum, 5577 nucleotides. Its product is annotated as conserved Plasmodium membrane protein, unknown function. The transcript has 4 exons. The record is from RefSeq and is a predicted model, not a curated record. NCBI's taxonomy places the organism in Eukaryota, Apicomplexa, Aconoidasida, Haemosporida, Plasmodiidae. Bases 1 to 5577 code for a protein of 1858 amino acids.